Gavialis gangeticus (Gharial) is the source of this 12793-nucleotide messenger RNA. RefSeq names its product bassoon presynaptic cytomatrix protein (gene BSN). The transcript is spliced from 11 exons. The record is from RefSeq and is a predicted model, not a curated record. The coding region runs from base 98 to 11842 and encodes 3914 amino acids. Gene Ontology annotation, cellular component: glutamatergic synapse; cytoskeleton of presynaptic active zone; axon. NCBI's taxonomy places the organism in Eukaryota, Metazoa, Chordata, Crocodylia, Gavialidae. Gene Ontology annotation, molecular function: metal ion binding; structural constituent of presynaptic active zone. Gene Ontology annotation, biological process: presynaptic active zone assembly; protein localization to synapse.
ACCCAGAAGACCAGAUCAAUUGGAUCACCCAGCAGGACAGAGAUCAACUUCCCCAUCCCUUACACAGCCUGCUCAGACUGGUGAGAGCACAAGAGAUAUGAGGCGUCAUGGUCAGGCCAGCCAACAGGCAGAUGGACCUAGGAGGACUCUCCAAGUGGAUACCAGAAGUCAAAAAUCAGGACGGUCUCCCUCUGUUUCACCAGACCGAGGCAGCACCCCUACCUCACCUUAUUCUGUCCCACAAAUUGCGCCCCUUCCAAGCAGCACUCUUUGUCCUAUAUGCAAGACAACAGAACUCACUUCCUCCCCUAACCAGCCAAACUUCAACACCUGCACACAGUGUCACAACAAGGUCUGCAACCAAUGUGGAUUCAACCCUAACCCCCAUCUCACUGAGGUGAAGGAAUGGUUAUGUCUGAACUGCCAGAUGCAGAGAGCUUUAGGGAUGGACAUGACCACAGCACCUCGCUCCAAAAGCCAGCAGCAGCUACAGUCCCCUUCACUUUCUCCAUCCCAUUCCCCAGCCAAACAGCCCCAACCUCAACCCCAGGUAAAGACAGGACAAGAGAAACUACCAGGAACUGUGCUGCCAGGCACCAGGCAGAGUGCUGGUGUACUGCAGCCAGAUGCACCAAAACCACACCCAGCUACAGUGCAGAGGGAACAACACAGCCAAGGCCAGCCAAAACCUGCUGCUCCUCAGGAAGUGGUGAGAUCUCCACCUCAACAUCAGCAAGCAAAACCUUCUUCCUCUGACCAGAAAAAAAGUAUGGGAGACUCCCCAGCAAAGACUUCAGCACCGCCCCCCAGUGCUGGAGCACAAGAGCAAACCCAAGAGGGACUCACUGGAAAGCUUUUUGGGCUUGGAGCUUCUCUCUUGACCCAGGCAAGCACACUUAUGUCUGUCCAGCCAGAGGCCACCCCACAAAGUCAGCAGUCCCCUGGCAAAGUGCCUCCAAAAAUUGUCUUCAGUGAUGCCAGCAAGGAAGCUGGCCUUAAAGCCCCAGGUGCUACACCUGGAGCACAGGGUAGGGCUGGGACUGCUUCAGCUACAAAGCAAGGAAAAGCAGAACAAGCCUUCAAGCCAAAGGAAGUGCCGAAAGAAAGGGUCUUGUGCCCUCUGUGCAAAGCAGAGAUCAAUGUGGGCUCUGGUGGACCCUGCAACUAUAAUACUUGUACAACCUGUAGACAGCAGGUCUGUAACAUGUGUGGAUUCAAUCCAACACCUCAUCUGGUGGAGAAAAAUGAAUGGCUGUGUUUGAACUGCCAAACUCAGAGGCUGCUAGAAGGAAGCCUAGGAGAUCCUGCACCGAUGCCACUGCCUGCUCCAAAGCAACAGCCAACAGGAUCACCCCGACACCAACCAGUGGGAACCAAUCAGCAACAGAGAGGAGUAACACCUCAGCAGUCACAAACAACAGCUCCUCCAGACAGGCACCUCUCCAAGACAACUCCCCAAGUCAAGAAUCUCAGGUCUUCAGAGCAGACCAUAGUCCAAGAGAAAAAGCCUCUUGUUUCAACAGAAGAAAAGCCACUAUCAAAGCCUCCUGCUGACUCUCCAAAAGUUCCUGAAAGUCCAAUGCCAAAGGGGAAAAGCACAGCAUCAAAGCCAGAAGUAGACAGCAAAGAAAGCAAGACAAUCAUUGACGCUCAGAAAGUGAGAGAGCAAGAGGAAGCAAGCAAGCCUUAUCCCUCAGACCUGUCCCGCAGCCCUCAAAGCCUGAGUGACACUGGCUACUCAUCUGAUGGCAUUUCCAGCUCCCAGAGUGAGAUAACAGGCCUGGUACAGCAGGAAGAGGAGAGGUUGAAUGGAACAGGCCUAGCAGACCAGAGUCCUCCCAGUCCCUCUGAACUUACAAAAUUAGAGAGCAGCGUACGCCCCCUGCUGGAAUCAAAGGGUAUGUCCCAAGACCAGAGCGACCAAGGGAAAAUGUAUCAUGAGAUACGGGAAGAGCAAAGACAGAGGCAGAGACCUCGGUCCCUUUCUAUCACCCCAGAAGCCUUCGACUCUGAUGAGGAGCUAGAAGAUAUCAUGGAAGAAGAUGAAGACUCCCUAGAGUGGGAAAACCAGAGAGAUCAAAGAGAGAGUAUGGAGUCAUCAGAUGACUUUGGCAGCCAGCUGCGUCAUGACUACGUGGAGGACAGCAGCGAAGGAGGAUUCUCCCCGCUACCAACCAGGCCAAAAGGCAGAGACACAGAGAUGACCGACGAGGAGUUCAUGAGGAGACAGAUCCUGGAGAUGAGUGCCGAAGAGGACAACCUUGAAGAUGAGGAAAAGGAGUAUGACCAUAUAAAAUACAGUGUCACAAAAAAUGGGCACAAACCUGACACAGAGAAAAGCAAAGAUCUUUCCUCAGCCAAGAGACGCCUGCCUCACAGCUCCGGCAGUUUGUAUGAGGAGGAGAGGAAAGAACUAGAAGCUGCAGAGGGAGAUGACAUGACUGCGUCCCAGGGGGGAUUGCGGCGCUUCAAAACCAUUGAGUUAAAUAGCACCAAGAGCUACAACCGAGACAUGGAAAUUAGCCAGGAUACAGACACCAGCAUGGACAGGGAGCCAGAACUGGAAAUGGAGAGCCUGACAGGCUCCCCAGAGGAACGGUCAAGGGGAGAAUAUUCUUCCACCUUGCCGGCAACAACACCUAGCUACACAUCAGGUACCUCCCCAACUUCUAUCUCUUCUCUGGAAGAGGACAGUGACAGCAGCCCCAGCCGAAGGCAGAGGCUGGAAGAAGUGAAGCAGCAGCGAAAAGCACGGCAUCGCUCCCAUGGGCCUCUGCUGCCAACCAUAGAGGAUUCCUCGGAAGAAGAGGAGCUGCGGGAGGAAGAGGAGCUGUUGCGGGAGCAGGAGAAGAUGCGGGAAGUGGAGCAGCAACGUAUUCGAAGCACCGCACGCAAAACUAAGCGGGACAAGGAGGAGCUGAGGGCACAGAGGAGAAGAGAAAGAUCCAAAACACCACCUAGUAACCUGUCUCCCAUCGAGGAUGCUUCUCCCACAGAGGAGCUUCGGCAGGCAGCGGAGAUGGAGGAGCUGCACAGAUCCUCCUGCUCAGAGUACUCGCCCUCUGUAGACUCUGAUGCUGAGGGAUUUGAUGUCAUAGCCUCCAAGCUGUACAAGUCAGGCAGUGAGUACAACUUGCCUACUUUCAUGUCCCUUUACUCCCCAACAGAAAAAACAGACAGUAGUUCUAGUUAUCCCUCAAGCAAGCCUCUGAAAAGUGCAGAAGAAGCAUAUGAAGAGAUUAUGAAGAAGGCAGAAAUGUUCCAAAAGCAGCAAGUCCAGCAGUCCCAACAAGGUGUUUCCUAUAGUGACACCUACCAGCAGGUAGGAUACUGCAGCACAGAAGAUCAAAAUAAUUUUGAAUACCAUUACAUAGAUGAGUAUAGCUAUGAUUCCAGAAACUUGGAGUCUUCUCAGUCUGAUUACCAGAGUGAACUCUCCAAACCUGGAGCAGUGUACGAGGAAAUCCUGCAGACAUCGCAGAGCAUUUCCAGGAUGCACCAGUCCUCCUCCUUUGAUCUGGCUCUAGAACAGGAGGAAAAGAAGAAAGGGAGAAAAGAAGUAUAUCAGGAAAAGCACUAUCUCAAUGCUGAGAGUGCUUAUGCCGAUUUGAUGAAGCAAAACAAUGCUCCACUCACACCAGGCACAAGCCCCACCCAGCUAUCUGCUCCUGUAUCUUUUUCAUCCUCUGAAGAAAGUGCAGGCAGGGUAAUUCCUGAUGUUCGAGUCACUCAGCAUUUUGCAAAAGAGGGGCAUAACCACGCAAAGCUUCAGAGUUUAUCGGCAGCUUCUACCUCAGUGUCCAGAGUUAUGACAGCUCCCUACCCAUAUGCUAAAGGCCCCAGCACUGUCACCACUGUCAUUUCCAGCCCAGUGAGUGCACCACGAAUCUACAGCUCUCCAUCUUUGAGUAGCUCAGACACAACAUCUGUAUCUACCAGAAGUUACAGUCAAAUUAAGAGUACUGCAAGUUACAGCUCUCAGACAGAGGAUACCUCCAGAAGCAAGAGUACUACUGAGGUCAGCGGGCCAUCAGCAAGAGAGAAACUCCAGAAUAUGAGUGAUAGCAAGACUAUGUCAUCCAAAAUGUACUCUUUCUUCAAAGGCUCCAGCCCACCACUUUCCCCAACUUCUCCUACUCAAAGUCCCACUCAUUCGGUUCCAAGAAGAGGGAUGCCAGCUAGCCCUGGGAUGGGACCAAAAUCAACUGCAGAGUUUUCCACUCAAACACAAAGCACAGUUCUCAUGUAUGAUAUCCCCACUACCACCAGUACAUCAACCUCCUCUCCAAUGAUAGCCCAAGGAACACAGACUCCCCAUCGUGCUGGUUCUCCUCGCAUUACUAGGCAGCAGUCGUCACAAGAAGCUCCAUUUAUGGUCAUUACAUUAGCAUCAGAUGCGUCUAGCCAAACAAAGCCAAUAAAUGUAAACUCCUCCACAUCCCCUGCCUCAUCUCCAACCAGGCUGAGUCGCCAGCAGACAUUGCAUAGCUACAGUCAAACAAUAAUCAAUGCAGCACAACUUCAGCAGGAGCAGCUGCAAUCCACUUACACAAAGACACAGUCAAUGAUAGACAGAGCCUCUGUGCCCAGCGGUGCAGUUCAGAAAGUGCCUACCACUUCUGCAGAGAGCCCUGCUGGUGUGUACAGCUGGGGAACACUGCCUGCAGAGAAUAUCUCCUUGUGCAGAAUAUCUUCAAUUCCGGGAACAUCCAGGGUAGAGCCUGGACCCAAGCCACCAAGCAGUAGUGCUGUAGACUUACGAACAGCUCUGAAAUCAGCCCCAAUCAUCAUAACAGACCAUGGCAUGGAUCUCACUUCUCUAGCUACUGAAACUAGAAAAUACUGCCUUGCUUUAGAACAGACUCCAAAUCGGCAAUCAACAACUAUCCAGCCCUUAAUCAUAAAUCUCAAUGCCCAAGAACAGCCCCAUGCUAUUAUGGGCACAACCACUACAGUCAGCAUAACUGUGGCAUCCUCCAUGCUUGUGUCUCAGCCAAAACAACCCGCAGUGUAUGGAGACCCUUUCCAGAACAGGGUGGACUAUGGGCAAGGUGCAGGAAGUCCUGUCUGCCUUACCCAAGUCAAGCAGGUAGAGCAAGCAGUUCAAACUGGCUCCUUCAGAGGGAGUGGGAGUGAAACUGGCACUUCUGCUCUGGAAGGAAAACCUGAAGCUGUUACUCUGCAACAAACAAAAUUUGCAAGAUAUAAUUUGCCCAAUCAAAUGACAACUUUUGUGAAGAAAGAUAUGCUUAUAACUCAGACCAGUAGCACACCAGGUGGUGUUAACAUCAGUACAAUUCCCAGGCAAUUCUCUCAGGAUCAAAGCCCAGACAUAUAUAGAGGGGUACCUGUGGAGCUGAAAACCCAGGGUCCCCCAGUCAACCUGGGAGGCAAAAAAUCACAAGUCAUGAUGGUACAGAUGGAUGAUAUAGCAGCAGGCCCAGUAACAAAAGUGCUCAAAGACGAACCACCAGCUAAUGUGCUGGAUCUCACAGGGAUAAAGCCCGAAAGCCAGGUGGCAUGCUGUGAUGUAGUGUAUAAAUUCCCUUUUGGCAGCAGUUGCACUGGAGCUUUCAAUCCUUCCCCAAAGAUACCAGAGAAGAAAGCUGGGGACACAGCUCCAACUGGCAAAUCUAGUGCCCCAUACUAUGGAAACAAAGAACAAGAAUUGCCUGAGACCUACCCAUUCAGAGAGCAGUCAGCCCCAGCUCCAAGUCUGUAUGAGGAACACAGAUUCUACCCACAAGGCAUGUUUGGAAGGCUGUAUUCAUCUAUGUCAGAUACAAACAUCUCAGAAAUCAGCAUGAAUUAUUACCCUGCUAAGGGGGAGCAGCUUUUCCACUCCCCUGCAGGAGAAUCUGCAGUGGAUUUGACUACAAUGAAAGACUCCUACAGCAUCAGCUUCACAGAGGGGGGUUACUUGGGCCACGGCCUGCAGUAUGGCUCUUUCUCUGACCUCCGGCAGCCCACAGACUUGCUAAGUCAUCCACUCCCAAUGAGAAGGUACAGUUCAGCCUCAAAUAUCUACUCUGACUACCGGUACUCACCCAGAGACCUGGCAAAUUUCCAGGAGUCUAGUCUGGCCCAGUACAGUGCCACUACAGCUCGCGAAAUCAGCCGAAUGUGCGCUGCACUCAACUCAAUGGACCACUAUGGAGGAAGACAUACAAACAGUCCUGAUCUCUUGCAGUAUGGGCCCAGUUCUCUCAGUGCUGGGCCAACAGGAGCUAGCAACAUCUCUGCUCCGCAGGGACUCACUCCCAUCAAACCCAGCAUGAUGUACAACACCAAUUUCCUGGACUCACGUCAGGGCUUCGGGAAUCUAGCACAGUACAAUCUCCCUGGUGUCCGUCUGGGAGCUGUCAGACAGAUAUUCCCUUCCACAGCCACUGUGCGAGCUGCAGAUGGCAUGAUUUAUUCCACUAUAAACACUCCUAUAGCAUCAACCCUUCCCAUCACCACCCAGCCAGCUUCUGUGCUUCGGCCCAUGCUCCGAGGGUUAUAUAGACCUUACACCCCAGGUAACAUCACAGCUGUCCCUCUGGCCAGCCUGACCAGAGUGCCUUUGGUUACUCCAAGGAUCCCCCUUGCAGCCCCAGGUCUAUACCGCUAUUCAGCUCCUUGCAGAUUCCCAUCUGUUCCCACAACAUCAGUGAUGGAAACGCCCAUGUACCUGGGAAAACCUGUCACCACUGUUGCAGCCAGCACUGCUGCAAGUGGCAUCAGCACAGUGCCCACUGCCAAAGCACCAGCUGUCACUGCAGUGGGUGUUCAAAGACCUGAGCAGGCUGGGGCUACCACUCGAGAUGAGGGGCCUGCUACAGCUUUGGGGGCCCAGAGUACUGCAAAAGAGAUCAGUCAGCCUCAGCAGCUAGUGCUCCCAGCCCAAAAGCCACAGGCAGAGCUGCCUCAGACCAGUGUCCCCAGCAAAGGCAGCCUGGAGAGAGAAGAAAAGGAAAAAGAGGAGGAGCGCCAGCGCAAGCAGCAAGAGCAUAUUCUCCAGAUAGAGAGGGAGAGGGUAGAGCUGGAGAAGCUGAGGCAGCUGAGGCUGCAUGAGGAGCUGGAGAGAGAGCGUGUGGAGCUGCAGCGGCACAGGGAGAAAGAGCAGAUGCUGGUACACAGAGAAAUCCAGGAGCUGCAGUCUAUAAAGCACCAGGUUCUGCAGCAGCAGCAGGAAGAACGCCAGGCCCAAUUUGCUUUGCAGAGGGAGCAGCUGGCCCAGCAGCGCUUACAGCUGGAGCAAAUUCAACAGCUCCAGCAGCAGCUGCAACAACAACUGGAGGAGCAGAAGAGGCAAAAAAGUACUUUCCCUCCUGUGUGUGACCCAGCAGGGAGAAUCCCUCCUCAGGCUGUCACUGAGAUAGCAAUGGAAAUGCAAAGGACAUUGGCCCAAAAUGGACAGUACUGGCCACCCUUGAACCAAGCCUUCAUGGCUACCCCAGCUGCAGGGCAGGAAGCGCCAGCACAGCCUCGCUAUCCUGGGUUGCAGAGGCCACUCACUAACUCUGCGUCAGAAAUGUCUCUGCAGACAGAGGAGCAGUGGGAAUCCAACCGGGGAAUAAAAAAGAGGAACUCCAUGCCACGCCUCCGGGACGCCUAUGACAAAGAAGCCCCACAUGAGUCAUACGUGGUGAAAAAGAUCACAGACAGCAGUGUGCAGACAGAUGAGGAAGAUAGUGAGGAACGUUACUACCUGUCCCGGCGCCGCCGCACCCGGCGCAGCACUGAUUGUAGCGUGCAAACAGAUGAGGAGGACAAUGCAGAAUGGGAGCAACCAGUGCGCCGGCGCCGAUCCCGCUUCUCACGGCACUCAGACUCCAGCGCCGAGAGUAAGCAGGACUCCUCAAAAGGCACAGCCAGCAUAGGCAUCCAGACCAUCAGUGACUGCUCUGUGCAGACUGAGCCUGACCAGCUGCUCAGAGUGUCCCCCUCCAUUCACAUUACCACCCAUGACCCCAAAGUGGAGAUAGUGAAGUAUAUCUCUGCUCCAGAGAAGACUCAGCAUGGGGAGAGCCUGGCCUGCCAGACUGAGCCAGAAGCGCAGCCUCAGCCAGGCAUUGUGGUCCCCCAGCUUACUGUGCCUACAACCAUCACACCCUACUCCUCUAAUGUUCAGAUGGUGAGCACAAGUCCCCUGGACCCCCAUGCUAUCAGGCAACAGGCCCUAGGCAAGUUUGAGAAGAAGAAGCCUGAUCCUCUGGAAAUUGGAUAUCAGUCCCAUUUGCCUACAGAUUCACUUUCCCAGCUAAUGACCCGCCAGCCUCCCAAAUCCCCCCAGGUACUCUACUCCCCCGUCUCCCCCCUCUCCCCACACCGGCUGCUAGAGUCUACAUUCACUACCAGUGAAAGACUUAAUAAGGCCCAUGUGACACCACAGAAGCAUUUCACGGCUGACUCUACCCAACACCAGCAGACCCUGCCUCGUCCCAUCAAAACCAUGCAGAGAUCCUUAUCUGACCCCAAGCCCAUCAGCCCUACCUCAGAGGAGUCUGGGAAGGACAGGUUCUCCUUAUACCAGCACCCAUUACUCCCAGGCAGCCAGAUUUCCACUUUGCAGUCCAGCACACUGAUUCGGAAGGUGAAACGCACCCUACCCAGCCCCCCUCCAGAGGAAGCUCACCUACCUCUGGCCAGUCAAGCCCACUCCCAAAUGUACCUGCCUAGCCUCAUGCAGAAGGGGAUAGGAGGGCAAGCUAUGCAGGUAACCAAGGCCAGUCUACUCAAAGACAUUGACCGUGAUCUGAAGCUGGUGGAGCAUGAAUCUACAAAACUAAGGAAGAAGCAAGCUGAGUUAGAUGAGGAAGAGAAGGAGAUCGAUGCCAAGCUGAAAUAUCUGGAGCUGGGAAUUAAUCAAAGAAAGGAGUCUCUGUUGAAGGAUAGGAGUAUCCGAGACUAUCCCUACCUAAGAUGCCUUGGAGAGAACAGGGAUUACAUGUCUGACAGUGAGUUGAACAAUUUACGCCUCUCCAGCUAUGAGGGCAGCAGUCUGCUCACCCGGCCAAGCACCACCUCAGCUAACCAGUAUGCUGAAUUUUCCAGCUUGCAGUAUACAUCAGCCUCCUCUUAUGCCCCUUAUCAGUACCCCACAGGACCAGCAGGUCUUCAGAGCCCCAGUGCUUUCCAACAAAUGAGAAGUCAGCCUCCCCAGUAUCCUGUGGUGAGCAACAGCACCUCUCAGAAUGGCUUCCAGGCAAGUCAGCUACCCACCUAUCCCUCACAGAGUACGUAUCAAGGACAUACCUUCACUCCAAACACCAGCUACCAAUCAGACUUGGGGCUGCAGAGCCAGCAAGGUUUCCGGCUACCUAAUCACUAUCAAACACAGACCACCUAUCCCAACUCAACACCCUUGCUGCCAGCACAGAGUGCACUUUUCCAAACCCAAGCAGACACGCAGUCCAUACACCAGAAGCCACGGCAGACAUCACUGGCUGACUUAGAGCAAAAGAUUCCUACUAAUUAUGAAGUGAUUGGCAGCCCAGCUGUGACAGUCUCUUCAGCUGCCCCAGAUGUCACCUUCAGCACCACAACAGUGACCAGCAGCUAUGAGCAGUACAAGACCCCAGAGGCCAAGCCACCUGACCGGAGCAAUGCUGUGCACAGCCCUUCAGCCACUUACUCAUCUGAGUCUCUUUAUACAAACCUGGAGCAGAACAUUCCUCGCAAUUACGUGAUGAUUGAUGACAUUAGUGAACUAACCAAAGACAGCACAGUGGCAGAAAGCCAGAAGAGAGAGGUGCAAAUGCAAGGCAGUAAUGGCCGCCAACUUAAAGAAAAAAGUGAUCUGGUAGAUGCUGAUAGUUCCAACAGACCAUGCUGCUAUGCCAAAACGGAGGAGGAGUCAGAGGAGGACAUGUAUGACCACCACAGUACUGACCAUCGAGGAAAGGGCAGCUACCACAGGGGGCCAGAGAGCAAUGGCAGGGUGUCAGGGAGCAGCAGUUCUUAUUACUAUGGGGACAAUGAUUACCGGCACUCUUCACGGCCAGACAAGCAUGGUUCUGGCACAGGGGUGCAGAAACAUUCCUCCAAAAACUUGGCCCCUGCUGUUAUCUCCUCCAAGCGCAGUAAGCACAGAAAACAAGGUAUGGAGCAGAAGAUCUCCAAAUUCUCCCCCAUAGAAGAAGCCAAAGAUGUGGAGUCAGACCUGGCCUCAUACACAGUGACUACAUCUGUCAGCAGCAGCAAUGUGGCAUCCAGAGCAAAGAAGUUUCAGGAUGAGAUCACCUAUGGUCUCAAGAAGAAUGUGUAUGAACAGCAGAAAUACUAUGGUGUGCCUGGCAGGGAUAUGACAGAUGAUGAGAGAGUGUACAGCAGUGGAAGCAGAUCAAGAUCAUCUGGUUAUGGGACAGAGAAAUCGUCAAGCCGUGAUGUGAGCAGCAGAAGCAAGUCCUAUGAGAGAGACAGCAUGGAAAGAUCCCAGAAAGGCAGCUCCAAGCCUUCUUCUCUUAUCAUGAGUCAGGGUCGAGGGCGACCUCCAAUUCGCACACAGGCCUCGGAAGAGGAAAGUCCCAUCAGUCCUUUAGGAAAGUCCGUGGGUGUGUCCCGUUCCUCAGGUGGACCUCUCCCUCCAUCAGCUGGGGACAGCUGUCCUCAGUUCUGCUCCAGCCACUCACUGCCUGAUGUACAAGAACAUAUCAAAGAUGUGCCAAGGAACCACGCUUACAAGCAUGAGGAUGGUUACAUGAUGGAUGAUUCACAUUGCGUUGUUUCAGAUAGUGAAGCCUAUCAUUUGGGUCAGGAGGAGACAGACUGGUUUGAUAAACCCAGGGAUGCUCGCUCAGAAAGAUUAAGGCAUUGCAGUGGCCACGCCUCUUCCUCUCAGAAGAGAGCUUCAGUUAAACACACCUACCAUGACUAUGAUGAGCCUCCAGAUGACGACCUGUGGCAGCAUGAUGAUUACUCUCAACCACGUCAUUCUUCUUCCAAAGACCACAGGCACCAUGGAGAGUAUGGAAGGCAUUCAUCCUCACGCCACCCAAAUGAUGAUCAACCUCGGAGGUCAUCCAAGCAGCACCCCAGAGAUCAGGGCCGCCAUGAACCCCGCACACACACACAGCCUUCUUCCCAGAAGAAGACUCAGCAGUCAGAAACGAGGACACAGCCAGGUUACCCUUCCAGCACUUCAGAGUACUCACAGCAAUCCCGGCAGCCAUCCAAUUACCACCAUACCUCAGAGUCCCAGAAAACACAAAAACCACCACCUCAGCCACAGAAAACAGAGCCCCUUCCCCAUCAACCACAGCAGCCACCACAGCAAACAAGGCAACAACAACCAGGGCAGCAGCCACCACAGCAGCAGCCACAACAGCCAUCAACCAGGCAGCAGCAGCCAUCAUCCAGGCAACCUGCUCAACAGCAAGGAGGCCCUUCCCAGCAGCCCCCACAACAGCAGCCGCAGCAGCCACAGCAGCCGCAGCAAGCUAGGGUGCAGCAGCAGUUGGGAGCUCAAGGACCACCCUCCUCGCGGCUACCACAGCAGCAGCCCACCCCACCCCAGCCAGUAGGGAAACCACAGCCAAGUCCCCACGCCCAAGCAGGGGGACACCAAGCAACACCACCAAAAGCAGAACAGAUGGAGGCAUCCAAACCCACCACAAAAGUGCCACAGCAGCCGGGGAGAGUGCCCCAAGCACAGCCACCAGGGGCAGCAGCCGCAGGUAAUAAAGUGGGUCAGAAACCUUCAGGAGCAACUCCAUCUGCUGCGACAGCAGCUGGACAGCCCGGGGUGGAUGGAGAGAGCAUGUUUUCCAAAAUCCUACCAGGAGGGGCAGCAGAACAAGCAGGCAAAUUGACUGAAGCGGUGUCUGCUUUUGGCAAGAAAUUCACAUCAUUCUGGUGAGAGAAUUCCACAGGGAAUUUGAGAGAGCAAAUAGAUAUCUAGUCACCGCAGAGGAAAAACCUAUGAAGAAACCAGUGAAUUCAGCCUGCAGCGUUGGACUCUGGGUAUAACACUUUUGAAAGCAUGGAAACCCCUAGGCUGCUUGUGAGAUCAAAUGCAGAAGAGAGGACGUUGGAUCUCAUGGCACAGUGUCUACACAGGGGUCUGGGUGGAGGAUGCAGAGCAAGCUUCUUCAGAAUCUGAGAAGCAGCACUCCAGGAGGGCAUCAGGAGCAUCCUCUUGUCAGCUCUGUGCACUGUGGAUUGAGCCAUAGGAGCAGGUGGUCAGUCAUGCUUAGACUGAAAGGUUGUCUAUAAAGGAAGCUUUCAAAGCGUGAGCCUGUUCCAGACCAUUAGAUCAUAUGGGUAGAGCCUGCUCUGCUUCAUGGAUUCCCCAGCAGUGCUCCCUGCUGAGGUCUCCUCCAUGCCUAGAGGCUGAUGUUGGGAACCAUGGCCCUUUCUUGAGAUUAUACACAGAGUUGUUCACUCCACUGCAUUUUAGCUCUAGAGUCUUCAUAGGUUUUUCCCUCUCUCUGCGAUGUGCAUGAGUUGAGGGCUGGGAGCCAGAGGCUCCAUUUUCCUUCACAUUCCAGUUUGUCCCAUUGGUCCCUUCUACAUGAGGGUGUUCUUUUACUCUCGCUGUCUCUGUGCUGGAAAAAGUUCCAAAACCUGAUCUGUGGGAUUAAGAGAACUUCAAUUAGGACCUAACACUGUUUCAUUACUGAAAUAAGAGGCCAUAGGACUCUGAAAGGCAGUGCGUAAACUGGCUGACUUUUACUGAAGCAAUUGCUGGCCAGGCGCCCCAAAGCCAUCCUGAAGCCAUUCUAAAGCAUUCAAAUGGCAGUGCUUUCCAUUGUUGAUGUCGCACAUUGUUUUAAGUAUGCCUAGGUAUUAUUUUUAUUUCAAGAACAGC